AUGGUGAAAGAGCUGAAGGAGUCAACAAGUUCAAUGACAUCUGUGCCGAAGCCUCUCAAGUUCUUGCGGCCUCACUACUCCACGCUGACGGAGCACUAUGCCAAGAUGCCGGCGAACGACUUAAAGAGAUUCUUCGCUGACGUCCUGUCCAUCCUGUCGACAACUAUGCAGAAGGAAGGGUCAAGGCAGGCUUUGAAGUACCGGCUGGAAGGAACGAAAGAAGGCCUCACCAGCUGGGGCCACGAGUACAUCCGAAAUAUUGCCGGUGAAAUUGGGGAGGAAUUCAAGGAGCGUACCGACAAGGGCGCUGACGUGGGUGACCUUCUGUCACUUGUUGAGGAGAUUGUGCCUUUCAACAUGCAGCACAAUGCCGAAGUAGAUGCUGUUGAUCUUCUUUGCGAAGUUGACCAAGUGCAGACGAUUGAAAAGCUUUGCGAAGAGCCCUCCUUCAGCAGAGUCUGUCUGUAUUUGCAGGGCCUUGCCAACUUUGCGGCAACUCAGGCAGACAAGGUCAUGUACCUGCACGUCUGCAUGAACCUGUACUUGAAGUACAAGGAAUAUUUUGGAGCGCUCCGAAUCGCCUUGAAGCUCAACGAUGCAAAAGCCGUUGCUGGUGUAUUCGGUGCUUGCGAGGACCGACUUGUUCAGAAGCAGCUGGCCUUCAUGAUAUCACGGAGGAAGUUCAACCAUGACUUCGAGGAGGACGAUGAACUCAAAGAGAUUGCUUCCGGCGAGAGCCUCUCAAAGCACUUCAUCUCCUUAGCCAAGGAACUUGACGUUUUGGAGCCAAAGCUGCCAGAACAAAUCUACAAGUCACACCUCGAGGAGAAGCGAUCCACCGCCGUCCUGGAUUCUGCGAAGCAGAAUUUGGCAUCGUCUUUCGUGAACGCUUUCGUCAAUGCUGGCUUCUGCAAGGAUGAGCUGAUGACGAUUGCAGAUUCGAAAUGGGUGUACAAGAACAAGGAUGCGGGCAUGAUGAGCACUGUGGGCUCCCUGGGAGCUCUGCUCUUGUGGGGUAUCGAUGAGGGCCUGACCCAGAUUGACAAGUACCAGUGGAGCUCAGAUGUGAAUCUGAAGGCUGGCGCGCUGCUAGCCUUCGGUCUGGUCACCUGCGGUGUGAAGAACGAAUGCGAUCCAGCAUGGGCCCUGCUGGGUGAGCAGCUCGAGGCAGAGGAUGCGCAGCUGCGCCUAGCUGCAAUUGUCGGCCUGGGCUAUGCGUAUGCUGGCAGCUGCCGAGAGGAUUUGCUGGAGAACCUCACCCCGAUGAUCGUUGACACUGCCUGUAGCAUCGAGUGCUCGGCCAUGGCGGCAGUCAGUUUGGGCUUGGUUUUCGUCUCCUCGUGCAAUGACGAGGUGGCCCAGGCGAUUCUACAAACGCUAAUUGAAAGACAAGCAGUGGAAAAUGCUUUAAGUGGCACCUGGCCGCAUUUUUUCGCGGUCGGCCUAGGUCUCCUGUACCUCGGUCAGCAGGAUGCUGCAGAAGCUACUUUGUCAGCACUAGAUGCGAUCACGCAUCCCGUGGGGAAGUAUGCGAAGCUGACUGUCGAAGGCUUCGCGUUCGCCUAUUCGGGUGAUGUCUUGCACGUGCAGAAAAUGUUGCAAGCGUGCACAGAUCACCUUGAAGAAGCUGAAGCCUUUCACCAGGCAACUGCCGUCCUUGGAAUAGCUCUGAUAGCUUUUGGUGAGGAGAUCGGUUCUGAAAUGGCAUGCAGAUCCAUUGAUCAUAUUCUCCAGUAUGGAGAGCUCACGCUGAGGCGAGCUGUCCCAAUUGCCUUGGCAAUCCUGCAUCUCUCCAAUCCAAAGGUGCUUGUGAUCGACACGCUGGCAAAGCUGUCGCAUGACGCGGACCAGGAUGUGGCGACUGGCGCCAUCAUGAGCAUGGGCUUGAUAGGUGCCGGCACAAACAAUGCCCGCUUGGCAGGCUUGCUCAGGCAGUUGGCGGCAUACUACGCGAAAGACCCCAAUGCCCUGUUCAUGGUCAGAAUUGCCCAGGGCCUGCUGUACAUGGGCAAGGGUCUCCUGACAAUCAAUCCUCUCUUUAGCGAUCGUUACUUGGUGGAUCCAGUUGCGUUUGGCUCCCUUGCAGUGCUGGCGCAUUCGGUGUUGCACCUGAAGAACACCAUCCUAAGCAAGAGCCACUAUCUGCUCUACAACGUGGUCCCGGCUAUGCGACCAAGAUGGUUGAUUACCGUGGACGAGGACAUGAACGAGCUGAAAGUGGCCGUCCGGGUAGGUCAGGCCGUGGACGUAACUGGCAUGGCUGGUCGUCCAAAGCAGAUCACGGGCUUCCAGACCAGAACCACUCCGGUGCUUCUCAACUUCCAGGACAGAGCGGAGCUGGCGACAGAGGAGUACCUGCCGGUCACGCCCGGAACAAUCUUGGAGGAUUUUGUCAUCCUCAAGAAGAAUCCGAAUUACAAGCCUGCUACCGGUGCUGCAUAG
Symbiodinium natans is the source of this 2442-nucleotide messenger RNA. NCBI's taxonomy places the organism in Eukaryota, Dinophyceae, Suessiales, Symbiodiniaceae. The record is from the annotation of a GenBank genome assembly.